This is a messenger RNA of Fusarium keratoplasticum, 1425 nucleotides long. RefSeq names its product APH domain-containing protein. The record is from RefSeq and is a predicted model, not a curated record. Lineage: Eukaryota; Fungi; Ascomycota; Sordariomycetes; Hypocreales; Nectriaceae. The transcript has a single exon. The coding region runs from base 1 to 1425 and encodes 474 amino acids.
AUGUCGACUAAUUCUCGAGACGGACUUGUCUGGGACGAUUCGGGCCUGGAUCUUACACCCCGAUGGGCAUCUGAGCCUAAUAUCGAAGCAAUCCAGUCCACGUGCCGGCGAGUACUGCAGCUUGAUGCUUCAGACGACUGCUCAGUGUCGUUCAAGGCAGCAGGCGGCUUCAACAGGGUCUAUCUUGUCGAGGACAACUGUGAACGGAGAUGGAUCUUUCGAGUCUCCCUCCCCGUUGACCCCCGCAAGAAGACAACUGGAGAAGUGGCAACUCUCUGCUGGCUCGAACGCCACUCGGACAUCCCAGCACCCAGAGUGGUUGCCUUUGACGACUCUAGCGACAAUGAGAUAGGAUAUGAAUGGAUCCUCAUGGAUCUGAUGCCCGGAACUUCGGCGCACAAUCGAUGGCGCAAGAUGUCGAUGGAGGCCAAGACGACAUUUGUUGAGAAGAUUGCCGAAUAUCAAGCACAGAUCUUCAACUCGUCGAAGUUUCGUGCCAUUGGAACCUUGAAGGAUGUCAGCCUCGAUGCCGAUUCUAAAUUGGAACCUGGACAGCUCGUCGCUCUCAUGUUCUUCACCGGUGCGCGCUAUGACUUUGACGUCCCUCGAGGACCAUUUCGUUCCAGCCACGACUGGCUCAAGGCGUGCAUCUCUAUCAUGAUUGAGGACCAAAAGAAACUGAUAAGCGAAUACUCGGACUCGGAUUCAUCGCCAGACUCGGACUCAUCGUCAGAUUCAGAUUCAUCAUCAGACUCGGACUCAUCCUCAUCGUCAGACUCGGACUCAUCCCCAGACUCAAGCUCAGACUCGAGCUCAGAUUCAGACAAGAAGUACGCCAAGUGGAACCUGGAAGUGGCUGAGCUGCUCCUAGAUCUGCUUCCUGACAUCUUUCCCAAAGUCCUGAACCCGCCAGAGCGAACAGUACUGCUGCACGAUGACCUUUCUCUGAGCAAUAUCUUGGUCGAUGACGAUGGAGCUAUCACAGCUAUCUUAGACUGGGAAUGCGUCUCGACGGUGCCUCUCUGGGCCGCCACGCAGAUGCCCCAGUUCCUGAUUGGGGUGGACCGUGAAGAUGAGCCAGAUCGCGAUUCCUACAGGGAUGCUGAUCCAGAGAUGGAGGCUCAAGACCGAAUUCGCGAAGGCGACUAUUAUCUCGAAAGUGAGGACAAGAACCCCCUCUACUGGGAGCACCUGAUGGAAUAUGAGCAGACAAAGCUCAGAAAGGUGUACUCGGACCGUUUGUCUGAACUGUGUCCUGCAUGGGCAGAGGCAGUUGCUGACAGCGGCCUGAAGAGGGAUUUCUAUGAGGCGAUUUUGCGCUGCGACGGGGGUUGGUGGUUGCGCAAGAUUGACGAUUGGGUUGGGGAGAUCUGGGAGGGAGAGUUCCCGACAAUGGCCGAGAUGAUACAACCGGGCCGUACGUAG